Messenger RNA from Mesorhabditis spiculigera, 4692 nucleotides. NCBI's taxonomy places the organism in Eukaryota, Metazoa, Nematoda, Chromadorea, Rhabditida, Rhabditidae. The record is from the annotation of a GenBank genome assembly.
AUGAGCCAAAAAAGCGGCGACGACGAUGAGGUGGAAGACCUCGAAGUAGCGGCGAAGCUAGCCCGCGACAUAGAAGAAAAGCUUCGACGGGUGUCUUCCGGCCGGGCAAAAAGGUCCGAAAUCGAAGAAUUAUUUGCGAAAGUCAGAAAUCAGAUUGACAACUACGCAUCCGAGUACUCGCGCGAUCGAAAGGACGGCUCCAAGUCGCGCGCGUCGGCCGAGAAUCAGCCAAGUACAUCGGCGAUGCCGGAAGCUGAUGUAGAUGAGGCCGAGCCGCUUCCUUCGACUUCUUGGGCCCGUGCCGACACGCCGGGCGCUGAUCAGAUGUUUGCCGAGAUUUUGGAUAACCCGGCUGUUUGCUCGACACCGGAUCCGGAGGUUCUGACUGAAUCGAGGGAGGCCUCGCCAGUGAUUCGUGACCGCCCGACAACCUCAAAACGUCGCGAAGAAUUCCUCUCGGAGGAGAGCCAGGAGAGCGUCGACGAAAUGCAGCUCGACGACGACGCCGCCGCCGCCGGCGAUGGUCUGAAGUACACCAGGCUGCUGCCGGUGAAGAAGAGCAAAAACACUUCUGCUUUCCCCAAGGCAUUCAUGCAGCUGUUCAGCGAUAGUCCGACCGAGAGCGCCUACACAAGUAGCGAAUCCAAGGAGUCGCAGGCGCCGGACAACACGACGAUCGAAUUGUCUGACGAUGAGGAAAUCCCCGAAACGGUCCCCUGCCGAACGCCAAAAAGAGCGCCACUCGACAAGACUUUCUCGGGCGAUGAGGACGAUGAGGAAACCGUACGGCCGGCCACCCAAGAAUCGACGAACAGCUUCUUGAACAAGGUCAACGCUCUGGACGACUCGCAGAAGUUGCUGACCCCAGUCGCCAGCCCGAUUGAAAAGCAGCGCUCACAGCAGGAGGUCAAGUCCGAGAAGGCGUCACCGCCUAAGAAACGCCCGGCACAGAAGGGGCCCGAGCCCCCUGAGUGCGAGGUGAUCAUCUUGAGCGACGGACCAAUGGAAGAGGACGGCGACAGCGACCAUUCCGUGGUGAGCGACGAAGAUCUGCGGCUACAGGCCGAGAUCCGGAAAGAGCAUGGCAUCGGCCUGAAGAAAAAGAAAAAGAGCUCGAAAAAGAAGGACUCGCCAAAGAAAAAGAAGAAGAAGCCCGAGUCGGACGAGGGCAGCUCGGAUUCCGAAUUGGACGAGCUGCUCUCCAAGUCGAAGAAGGCGUUGAAGAAGCCGAAAUUCAAGAAGAAGGGCAGCGACGAGGCGGCGGAUGAGGAUGAGAUCGAGGAGGUGUCUUCGGAUAGUGUCUUUUCCGACGGUGAUUCGGAUAAGCCGAAGAAAAACGGAAAGGAAUCAUCUGCCAACGUAUCUCCCUCCAAAAGUUCCAAUGGCAAUGGCCGGCUCUUCAGAAGCACAAAACAUCGAUCUGCUAAGGAAAAGACGAGAAAGCAAAAAGAUGGCUCCGGAAGUGGACCAUCUGUAGAAGGCUCCGACUCUGAAGAAGAUGACGACAAGGAGAAGUCGCCCAGAUUGGGAUUGAAGCCGGAUAAAGACCUGCAAAAGGCGAAGAGGUUGCUGGAUUCGCUUGAUUCGGAUGGGAGUGACGAGGAAAACGGGAACAAGGCCAAGAAGCACAAGGAGAAGAGCAAAUCUUCCGGCAAAAAGAGAAAGGUCGUGAUCCUGUCGGAUUCUGAUUUUUCCGGCAAAGGAGAAGCGGAAGAGAGUGAAGAUGAUGAGGCCAGCGACAACUCCAACGCGUCCAGCGAAGAGAAGGAAGUCAAGAAGCCCGCUGCGAAGAGGGCCCGACUUGUUGAAGACGACGAUGACGACAACUCGGUGGCCGCCCAGGAGAAGAAGAAAGCGCGCGGCUCGAAGGCCAUCUUGACCAAGGACAAGCUCGCCAAGGAGACCGUCGACGCCGAGAAGGCUGAAAAGGAACGCCGAAAACGCCUCGAGAUCAAGCAGCGCGAGUUCAACGGCAUCGAGCUGGCCGAGGAGGAGGACCUGGCCGCCGCGCUGGAGGGCUCGCAGAAGCGCUCGGUGCUGAAGAACGUCAUCCUCGACCCGGAUCGCAACGGCGACCCCCCGAUGCCUGUGGCCAUUCAUCAGUCUUUGGUCAAUAUUCUGAAGAAGCAUCAGGCCGAGGGUAUCCGCUUCAUGUACGACUCCAUCUUCGAGUCGCUCGACCGUCUCGAGGAGGAGGGCGGUGGCGGAAUUCUCGCUCACUGCAUGGGUCUCGGCAAAACGCUGCAGGUGAUCACCUUCCUGCACACGAUCAUGAUGCACGAGAAGCUCGGCAAGAAGAUCAAGCACGUGCUCGUCGUCGUCCCCAAGAACGUCGUGCUCAACUGGUUCAAGGAGUUUGCCAAGUGGCUGCUCAACAACGAUCCCGAGCUGGACACGAUCGAGGUGAUGGAGCUCGACUCGUUCAAAACAAACGCCGAUCGCCACCGGGCCCUCAAGAAUUGGUAUGAGAGCGAGUAUCCGUGCGUGAUGAUCAUCGGCUACGACAUGUUCCGCCAGCUGACCGUGCACGAGGAGGACCAGCACAAGGCCCCAAAACGUGCCGGCGCGAAGCCGAAGCCCGCCCGCAAGCCGAACAAGAAGAUGGCCAAGUUUGUCGACGAUUUCCGCUACUAUCUGCAAGAUCCCGGCCCGGAUCUCGUCGUCUGUGACGAGGCGCACAAGUUGAAGAACAGCGAGACGACCCUGACGAAGACGAUGGUCAAGAUCAAGACGCGACGGCGCCUCUGUCUCACCGGAACACCGCUGCAGAAUAACCUCAACGAAUACCAUUGCAUGGUGGACUUUGUCAAGCCGGACCUGCUCGGCUCGAAGAAGGAGUUCGCCAAUCGAUUCGGGAACCCGAUCGAACGGGGACGCACCAAGGACGCCACCGACGCCGAGUUCCGCUUCAUGAAGCGGCGAUGUCACGUGCUGUUCGAGACGCUCAAGAAAUGCGUUGAUCGCAAGGACUACACGGUGCUAAUGGAGGCCAUCCCGCCCAAGCAGGAGUACAUGCUCAACGUCAGCCUCACCGAGGCACAGUGCAAACUCUACCGCGGAUUCCUGGAUAAUGUCGAUAAGUCGGCGUACAGCAAGCGUCUCCUCGCCGACUACUACAUGCUGGCCCGUAUCUGGACGCAUCCGCAUCAAUUGAUUGUGCAUGGAGAGGCUAUGGAGAGAAAGAGAAUGAUGGAGGACGACCGGGAAGAAGAAGAAGACUUUAUCGACGACGGUUCGGGCACGGAUACUGAUGAGGAAUCGGUGAAGAACGCCUCGGACAGCGACGUCAUUUGUGAGGAUGAUGCUCCGACGUCAUCGAGAAAGACGCGCAACAGUCGUCGCUUGGCGGGCGAUUCGGCGUCGGAGGACGGGCUGCGCGAGGGAACGCCCGGCGAGCUCUCCGGCUGGUUCACCGAUCAGAAGCUGGUCAGCUCGGACGACAAGUACAAAUGGGAACUGUCCAACAAGCUCAUGCUCCUCAUCCAGAUCAUCAAGAAGUGCGAGGAGAUUGGCGAUAAAUUGCUUGUCUUCUCGCAAUCGCUGGAAUCCCUCGGCCUCAUCAAGGAGAUGCUCACCUUCUUCGACCAGACGCAAUCGUGGUUCACCGACGGCCACGAGGCGCUGAACGGAAACGAGCACUGGGGAUGGAAGGAGAACCGCGACUACCUCUGGAUCACCGGUGCUGUCAAUGCCAAGCAGCGGGACAAGAUCCAGACCCAGUUCAACAACCCAUCCGAGUUGAGGCCUAGGCUGAUGCUCAUCUCCACCAAGGCCGGCUCCCUCGGCACGAACAUGGUGGCCGCCAACCGGGUCGUCAUAUUCGACGCGUGCUGGAAUCCCUCGCACGACACGCAGUCCCUGUUCCGCGUCUACCGCUUCGGCCAGACCAAGCCCGUGUACAUCUACCGCAUGAUUGCUCAGGGCACCAUGGAAGAGACCAUCUACAAGCGCCAGGUCAUCAAGGAGUCCACGUCGAUGCGCGUCGUCGACGAGGCGCAGAUCAUGCGCCACUACGAGGGGUCCGAUUUGGCCGAGUUGUAUCAAUUCAACCCCAAGGAGCUGAAGGGCGGGCAUCAACGGUACGCGCCGCCGCAAGAUCGUCUCCUGGCCGACGUGCUGCACAAGCUGCCCGACGCCAUCACCGACUAUGUUCAGCACGACACGCUGUUCCACAACAUUGUCGACGAGAAGCUGACGGAGGACGAGAUCCAAGAAGCCUGGGCCGACUACGAGCAGGACAAGAAGGUGCCACGGCCCUACAGCAACUUCACCAGCCAGUGGCACAACCCGCAGAUGAACGGCCUCAACGCCGAUGCGCAGCGCGUCAUGGAUGCACAGAGCAAGAUAAACCAGUUGCGCGCCGACCCGGUCUACUUCUCGUGCUUCACCCUCGGCGGAAUGGACAACGACACCGCCACAAAGGUGACGUGGAUCAAGCGUGCCCUGGACGAGCUGUUGCCUCGCAUCCCGCCGGAGAUGCGCGGCGGCAUCGGCGAGUUCUCCACCUACUUCAUCAAGCUCAUCAACGCGUCGAUUGGGGCCAAAGAACGCCCGCCGCAACUCUUCCAGAAGAGCGUCAACGCGUUCAGGAGCGUCGUGAAGAUGGUAUUCGACGUGCCAGAAUGCCGUGAGCUGCUGCGAAGACUCUACCCGAUGGCGUCGCCGUUCUUCGACCCGAAUAUGCCGCCCCCG